Messenger RNA from Callorhinchus milii (elephant shark), 3689 nucleotides. It is a transcript of the gene cep89, whose product is annotated as centrosomal protein 89. Bases 45 to 2768 code for a protein of 907 amino acids. Gene Ontology annotation, cellular component: centriole; ciliary transition fiber. The transcript has 20 exons. The record is from RefSeq and is a predicted model, not a curated record. NCBI's taxonomy places the organism in Eukaryota, Metazoa, Chordata, Chondrichthyes, Chimaeriformes, Callorhinchidae. Gene Ontology annotation, biological process: cilium assembly; mitochondrion organization; chemical synaptic transmission.
CCCCUCGGCUUUAGGAUCGCCAUUAGUCAGAGCUGCGGUUGGAGAUGUCUUUCCGAUUUAGAAGAAAGGAUAAGAUGCCCUUUAAACAUAUAGCUCAUGGCUUGGUCCCUGCUGCCACAAUAGCUCCUAGACCUGCUGUUCCCCGCACCCCUCCCCCUCGCAGCCCCAAUCCUUCUCCAGAAAGACCAAGGUCGGCCCUUUCCGCAAUCAUAUUAACGUCAUGUUUGACUGGUCGUACAGUCGCUAUUCCUCAACCCAAUUUGGCGUGGCCGCGUCCGAGGUCAAACUCAGAAAGUGACAGCGCCCGUUCAGAACAGAGAAGCCUUGUGGAACCUUACGCCAGUGUGACUGAACUUGGAUUAAGGAAUGAAUGGCAAGGUACGGUUAAAGGCAGGCCCCAGUUCCCACUGCCUUCUGAUUCUGAUGAAGAAUACGAUGAUGAAGAAGAAGACCAAGAUUUGGAACAGCAAUCAUCUGAUAAAGACCAACACUUUUACUACGUUCUAGAAAAAGAUCAAGAAGCCCCCAAACAGGAACCUGUGUAUGCUGUUCCUCAUAAGGAGAAAAAGGAGGAAAUCCCAGUGUCUGUGAGCAGUGAAAUGACUGAGAUUUCUUCCUGUGAUGUGGUAUCUGCAAUUCUGCUGGACGAACCAGAACAUGGGCAUGUUACAGAAAAACCUCCAGUUCAAACUUGUAAGGUGCAAAAAGAGAAAGUUGGAAAAGUACACUCUAGCCCAGAGAAUAGCCCAAUUACAGACGUGAACGACAAUGCGAGCGUUGAAACUCCCAGAACAUCAUCUGCUUUGACCCAGAAAAAGAUAAAAGCGAGGAAGAAGGUUAAUACAGCGGAAAGUAAAUCAGAUUUAACAGAUGAGGCUAACCGAGAACUGAAGGAGCUGCACAAGGAGAUGUUACAAGAACUGAAAGAUAGAAAUCAGAUGUUGGUUUCUAGUAAUCAGGCCAUGGUCUGUGAGGCCCACAGCCUGAAGCAACAGCUGCAGGGAAUGCAGUUUAAACUGGAACAACUGGAAGAAGAAAAACAGAAGCGGCAAGAAGCUGAGGAUAGUCUGCCGAGGGAAGAUGAACUGGCAGAGCUGCUUUCUCUGAGGCAACAUGCGCAGCAGCUCGUGGACGAAAACGAUGCCAUGAAAGUGACCAUCCACCGAUUAAAUGUAGAAUUGAGCCACUACCAGGCCAAAUACAGACCUUUACUUAAAGAAGAGGGAUCGCACAGGCAUAGCCUCCCAGUAACGGGACCGCCCCCACCCUGGCUUGUGGAUAUGAAGUACUUGUCACCCCUUUUGUUGGCCUAUGAAGACCAACUGAGAGAAAGAGAUGAUGUAAUUAAAGCACAAGAGAAUGAAAUGAAGAACUUCAGAGCUCGUGUGGAAGAGAUAGUGUGUGAGAAUAACCAGCUUCACCAGCAGCUUGAGAGGAGUGGUGCUGUGAGCAGCAGAGAAUGGCGGCAAUUGCAGGAUCAGGCAAAGUUGGUUUUGGAAGAAAACCAGGUGUUAAUGGAACAGCUUGAAGUGCAGCAGGCCAAAGCAAAAGAUAGUCAUAACAGACACUUACAAGAAGCGUCCAAUUUUACCAAACAAUUGGUGCUGUUGGAAGCAGAGAAACAAAGCCAACAAGAGGAGUUAUUGGAGACUCAACAGCAAUUGAAACACUUGCGUUCCAAAUAUGAACAGCUAAGAGCAGACCUUGACAAUAAAAUGGGAGUUGAUGAACAUUCUGCAAUGGUGAAUGAACUCAAACGACAAUUGCACUUGGAGCAAGAAAAACAGCAUGUAGAGGUUGAGGAACUGAUGGGAAGAAUUGCAUCUCUUCAAGCUGAGAAAAAGAGUCUGCUCUUAGAAAAGACAGAAUUAACAGCUGACAAUAAGACUUUAGAAGCAGAGAUGGAGGAAGCAAAGAAGUCCAACAGGAUCUCACAGAAGAAGAUUGGUCUUCUGAAACAACAAACUGAAGAAGCCAUGGAGAAGGAAGUAGCAGCUCACCAGUACCUGGCAAACCUUAUUAGUCUCGCUGAAAAGACCACUUAUGAACGUGACCAACUUGUCUAUGUGACCAGAAGCCUGGAGAACGAAAAGCAUGGAGUUUUAAACAAAAUAAUGGCAGGCAAUGUCCGGCUGGGCAAAUUGGAGGAGAAAGUAAAGUUGUACAAAACAAAAGCCACUGUGAAGCUUGGAGACAUCAACAAUCGUAUGAAGGAACAAGAAGAGGACUUUUCCAGAAAGACUGCUCAGUACCAGCAAGAAAUAUGCCACCUCCAGCGACUGCUGAAAGACAAGCAGGAAACCCUUGAUGGAGUGCUUGAACAGAAAAGGCAAGUGGAGACUGAACUGGAGACAGUCUGGGAAUCAACCACAAGAGAAAAUCGGCAUAUAAAGGAUCUUUUGCGUGGUACUUUAAAUAAAAAUAGUCUCUUGGCCCCCGCUCACUUUUACGGCUCUGGUAUAGAUGAAAACCCUCACAGAUAUGCCAGUAGCCAUUCAAACUUCAGAGCAUUCAGCUACUGUGAUGUGACCGUCUCUUCCCCCAGAAGGUUGGAGGAUGGUACGCCACAUGGGGAUUACGUUCCAUCAAAUAAUGAUGUCCCUUUACCUCACCGUGUGGCUGAAAGUGGAGAUUGUACAGCUACUCAAAGAAAGCAGAAGUCGAGAGAAGGAAUUGUCAUGAGUCCCAUGUUCGAGUCUGACUCUGAUCAACAACAAAAUGCCUCCUCUGAUGAAAGUGAAAAAAACGAUCAUGAUUUCUACUCCUAGUACCAUUGCGAUUGCUACCAAUGUUUCUACAUUUAACGUUUCCACAAAUUAAGUUUUAUUUUCUAUUCAGUGUGCUGCAAAUGCUUAGUGCAUAUUGAAAAGUGGUUUUUCAGUCUUUCAUUUUACAAAUGUGUUUUUCCUUUGCCAUUCAACACUUAAAUUAGUUUUUAUUUAUCACUCGGCUAGAAGCAUUGAGUUCAGAUUUUAUUGUUGUCAAUCCUUGUAAUCGCUCCAAGACCUUUUAAAACUAUUUUGAUUUCAACCCGUAUUAUUGAGAGGUACUCUUCAAUUAUUAGUUUAGAAACAUCCAUUGGUUCUUAGUUUAUAUGUUCCGGGUUCCAAAUAUUGUAUAACUUUUAUCCAACCGUAGAAUUUCAUUGAGUUUUAGAAUACAGAGUUUAAGGCACAGGGAACAGGAAAACUGAGACAAAGGAAAGCAUAUGGGUGUUCCAGAGGUUGAUUCCAAGAAUUGAUACAGAAUAUAUUACAGUUGAAAAAGUAAUAUUGUUAGAAUCGUAGAACUUUACAGCACAGGAAGACCCUUCAGCCUAUUGCUCCGUGCUGGCUGUCUGAAUUUCUUUUGGGUCAGCCUGAUGUCUGACACACGAAAAAGCAAUCCUCAGUCCCAUUUAUUUGCUUCUUCCCCAUACACCUAGAAAAUUUAAUUACAAUGAUGUUUGGUAGUGCAGCACAAGACUGUAUAACCUGUGGGAUAUAAUUGCUUGUGUCCCUCAUUUUUCUUUAAAACUUUGGACCACAAUGGUCUUUUCGUGUUCUGUGUAGUUGGAAUUGGUCAUAAACUAGAAGAGCAGAGUUAAGUUAUCACCUGCUUUCCCCAAAUUAUAUUUUGUCCUUUACUGUUGAUGUUUAUGGAUUUUGUGUGCUGACAUUUUACUAUCAUUAAAUGAACUAAAAUCUUAA